Molecule: messenger RNA, 2139 nt
Organism: Ceratotherium simum simum (southern white rhinoceros)
Lineage: Eukaryota; Metazoa; Chordata; Mammalia; Perissodactyla; Rhinocerotidae
Gene: GUSB
Product: glucuronidase beta
Biological process (GO): carbohydrate metabolic process
Molecular function (GO): signaling receptor binding; carbohydrate binding; beta-glucuronidase activity
Source: RefSeq, a predicted model, not a curated record
CUGGGGCUGCGCGCUGGCGCUGCAGGGCGGGAUGCUGUACCCCCGGGAGAGCCCGUCGCGGGAGCGCAAGGAGCUCGACGGCCUCUGGAGCUUCCGCGCCGACUUCUCCGACAACCGGCGCCAGGGCUUCGAGCAGCAGUGGUACCGCACGCCGCUGCGGGAGUCGGGCCCCAUCCUGGACAUGCCGGUUCCCUCCAGCUUCAAUGAUGUCGGCCAGGAUGGGCGGCUGCGUAGCUUUGUUGGCUGGGUGUGGUAUGAACGGGAGGCGACCCUGCCCCAGCGAUGGACCCAGGACCUGGGCACAAGAGUGGUGCUGAGGAUUGGCAGUGCCCACUACUACGCCAUUGUGUGGGUGAAUGGGGUCCAUGUGGCAGAGCAUGAGGGGGGCCAUCUCCCCUUCGAGGCUGACAUCAGCAAGCUGGUCCAGAGUGGGCCCCUGUCCUCCUGCCGCAUUACCAUCGCCAUCAACAACACGCUCACCCCCCACACCCUGCCACCAGGGACCAUCCUCUACCAGACGGACACCUCCAAGUACCCCAAGGGUUACUUUGUCCAGAACACACACUUUGACUUCUUCAACUACGCGGGACUGCAUCGGCCCGUGCUCCUCUACACCACGCCCACCACCUACAUUGACGACAUCACUGUCACCACCGAUGUGGACCAAGACACUGGGCUGGUGAGUUACCAGAUUUUCGUCCAGGGCAGUGAACACUUCCAGCUGGAAGUGCGUCUUCUGGAUGAGGAAGGCAAAGUCGUGGCUCAGGGGACAGGGGGCCGGGGCCAGCUGCAGGUGCCCGGUGCCCACCUCUGGUGGCCGUACCUGAUGCAUGAGCACCCUGCCUACCUGUACUCGUUGGAGGUGAGUCUGACUGCACAGACAGCAGCUGGGCCUGUGUCUGACUUCUACACUCUCCCCGUGGGGAUUCGCACGGUGGCUGUCACAGAGAAGCAGUUCCUCAUCAACGGGAAGCCUUUUUAUUUCCAUGGGGUCAACAAGCAUGAGGAUGCCGACAUCCGAGGGAAGGGCUUUGACUGGGCACUGCUGGUGAAGGACUUCAACCUGCUUCGCUGGCUUGGUGCCAACUCCCUCCGCACCAGCCACUACCCCUACGCGGAGGAGACGAUGCAGCUCUGCGACCGCUACGGGAUCGUGGUCAUUGACGAGAGCCCGGGCGUGGGCAUCGUGCUAGUGCAGAGCUACAGCAACGUGUCUCUGCAGCACCACCUGGUGGUGAUGGAGGAGCUGGUGCGCAGGGACAAGAAUCACCCAGCGGUUGUGAUGUGGUCUGUGGCCAAUGAGCCCGCUUCCGUCCUGAAACCUGCCGCUUACUACUUCAAGACGCUGAUUGCCCACACCAAAGACUUGGACCCCUCCCGGCCCGUGACCUUUGUGACCAACUCUAACUAUGAAGCAGACCUGGGGGCGCCAUAUGUGGAUGUCAUCUGUGUGAAUAGUUACUACUCCUGGUAUCAUGACUACGGGCACAUGGAAGUGAUUCAGCUGCAGCUGGCGACCCAGUUUGAGAUGUGGUAUAGGACCUAUCAGAAGCCGAUUAUUCAGAGCGAGUAUGGAGCAGAAACGAUUGCAGGGUUUCACCAGGAUCCACCUCUGAUGUUCAGUGAAGAGUAUCAGAAAGGUCUGUUAGAACAGUAUCAUUUGGUUCUGGAUCAAAAACGCAAAGAAUAUGUGGUUGGAGAGCUCAUCUGGAAUUUUGCUGAUUUUAUGACUGACCAGUCACCGCAGAGAGCAAUGGGAAAUAAGAAGGGGAUCUUCACUCGUCAGAGACAACCAAAAGGUGCAGCGUUCCUUCUGCGAGAGAGAUACUGGAAACUUGCCAAUGAAACCAUGUACCACCGGUCAGCUGUGAAGUCACAGUGUGUGGCAAACAGCCCGUUUACUGUUUAAACAAGAACUACCUCUCUACUGAAACCAGCUCUGUCAGCCCCCUCCUCCCCAAGUAAGGGGCGACUGCCACAGCAAACAGAGCAGUGCUUCCUGGACUGUGCAUGGCAGACUGGAAAGUUUCUGGUCUGGAUUUUGUAGUAAUCUGCUAAAAGGAAACAGAAGAAGUGAAAAUAAAGGCUUUUGUAGUAUGGGAAUAAAGAGUUUGCUUAAAAGUGACCAUCCGUAAAUCU